GGAAAAACUUGUGAUAGUGACGUUGAUGAGUGUGCUCAAUUCAACAAUACUGAUCUAGGAUGCCAAAAUAAUGGACGAUGUAUUAAUACUCCAGGAAGUUAUCGUUGUGAGUGUGCUGCUGGUUUUUCUGGUAUUCACUGCCGUCUUCGUGAGAUGAUUUGUGAAAAAUAUAAUGGAGACGAACUCUGCGGCCAUGGCACAUGUGUGAGCGCCAAUAAUAUACAUAACUACACUUGCAUUUGCGAUGUUGGCUGGACAUAUACAAAUUCUUCUCCAGCAUGUGUAAUCGAUAUUAACGAAUGUGAGCUUCACACUAAUCCUUGCCAUAGUGAGUGUAUCAAUAUGCCAGGUAGUUUUAAAUGUGGUCCAUGUCCAAAUGGAUACACUGGAAAUGGCAUUACUUGUCUUGACGUGGAUGAGUGCGCUAUCGAUAACGGUGGUUGCAGUUUAAUACCGAAAGUAAACUGUAUAAAUACUGAGGGAUCAUAUCACUGUGGCAAUUGUCCAGAAGGUUGGUUGGGUGAUGGUCAUAUUUGUAUACCGGCUCCUUCCAAUGAUUGUACUUCAGAAAAUAUUUGUCAUCCUAAAGCAAAAUGUGAGUAUAUAUCGGAUACAGUGGUUUGCACUUGUCCAGUCGGUUUGUCUGGUCACGGUUUUGGGGAAAAUGGUUGUAAAUCGGAAAUAGCCACACAUCCAUGUGAGAAUCAUGAAUGUAAGAAUAACGGAACAUGUGAAGUGAAUGGUGAGGGCACUCGUUGUAUAUGUCCUGAAGGUUAUAUGGGUGCUACAUGUGAAAAAAAUGACGCAUGCCAUCCAAAUCCAUGUUCAAAUGGUGGUAGUUGUAAGUUGGCUCCGAAAAAUAAGUAUCGUUGUGCAUGUCAACGUGGCACUACAGGAAAAAACUGUGAAAUACAACGUGAAAUUUGCGGUUCCGUUUUAAGACAAGAAACAGGAGAAGUGAUCUAUCCACCAGAGGGUG
This is a messenger RNA of Teleopsis dalmanni, 979 nucleotides long. Its product is annotated as cubilin homolog. Lineage: Eukaryota; Metazoa; Arthropoda; Insecta; Diptera; Diopsidae. The transcript is spliced from 4 exons. Gene Ontology annotation, molecular function: calcium ion binding. The annotation marks the transcript as partial. The record is from RefSeq and is a predicted model, not a curated record.